Messenger RNA from Ascochyta rabiei, 1041 nucleotides. RefSeq lists its product as uncharacterized. Lineage: Eukaryota; Fungi; Ascomycota; Dothideomycetes; Pleosporales; Didymellaceae. The transcript is spliced from 3 exons. The record is from RefSeq and is a predicted model, not a curated record. Bases 1 to 1041 code for a protein of 346 amino acids. Gene Ontology annotation, molecular function: arylformamidase activity.
AUGAUGGCACAGACACUACAGUCAGCUCAAGAGAAGCUUUCUACUACGACGGGCGAUGAAGUGGGGUUCGAGUACAAGUUUCCAGCAUUCGAUGAAUUGCCGAAGGUGGAAGGCAUGCCUCAGGGCUCGAUAUGGGGGUUUUAUGACAAGAACGGCAAGAAAGACGAAGUCGGAGCCAUCAACCUUCUCACCCCUGCAGUCGUCCAAGCCGCCUCCAAGGAGAUCAGCACCGGAGAACAUAUCCAACUUGACUGGCCGCUUCACAACGUGCAGUUCCCGGGUUUCAGCCGCAAAGAAUUUCACCAAAAAAAGAUCAACUUCUCUGACUUCACGGACUGGAAGGCCAUGGACGACGAGGUCUACAUAAAUACACAGUCCGGCUCGCAAUGGGACAGUCUCAAGCAUUUCGCCCACCAACCCAGCGGUAAAUACUACAAUGGUCUGACCCACGAAGAAGCAACGCAUACAGACACGAAUGGCACGCAUAACUGGUGCGAGAGGGGUGGCAUCGUAGGGCGGGGUGUUCUCUGCGACUGGUUGCGCUGGUAUGAGGAGAAGAACGGUAAAGCGCCAUCGGCCGUUUCGAGGCAUGAGAUUCCGAUAAUGGAGAUUGAAGAAACGUUGAAAUGGCAAGGCACGAAGUUGAAGCAGGGAGACAUCCUUUGCAUACGCAGCGGAUACGUACAGUGGCACAACGACGCGAAUGAGGCGGAACGCAAGUCUGGCACUCGCGACAACAGCGUUGCCAUCGGUGUUCAGGCCAACGAGAACACAGUUCGGUGGCUAUAUGACAAGCACCUUGCAGCUCUUGUUGGCGAAACCGUUGCGUUUGAGGCGUGGCCGCCCAAAUUUACAGACGGAUGGUGUCUUCAUGAGUGGAUCCUUGUCCAUUGGGGAAUGCCUAUCGGCGAGAUGUGGGACCUCGAAAAAUUGAGUGAGAAGUGCAAAAGUACGAAACGGUACACGUUCUUCCUUACUAGCGCACCACUGCAUGUCAAGGGUGGUAUCGGAAGUCCACCAGGUGCCAUUGCUAUCUUCUAG